AGAAAUGAAUUUUUUUUAUCAAAUUGGGACUUCAAAACUUUUAUAUUGCAGCCAGUAAGUUCAGACUUCACAAAUGUUCCACUAGACCCUGAUCAGCCGAAGAGGAAAAAAGUACCAAGAAGACUGAUUCAUUUUAGUGAUGGGGUAUUGGAGGAAUAUUCCACUGAUGAGGAAGAUGAAGCACCUCCCCUACCCCCACCUGUUGACCCAAAAACACUGACAUGGGGGCCAUGGUUCUGGUUUUACAUUUCCACAGCAGCAUUCAAAACACUUGGAGUGGCAGAUUCCUGUGGUGAAAAAUUAGCUUGGUUCUUUGGAAUUACAACUCCAAAAUACCAGUCUGCUAUAGAUGAGUUUUACAGAUUAAAAUCCGAGGAAGAAAAAGAGUUAGAAUAUGAACAACGAGCACGGGAGAAACUGCAAGACUUAUCAAGCAUUGAUGUCAAAGUAAUAGAUCAACAUAGAGAUAAAGGUUCAGGGGACAGUCCCACAGAGAAAUUCUGAUGCUUCUUGUAUUCACUUAAUGGUUGCCUUAACAACAUUCUGAUCUGAUUAAGCUUUCCAAUGUGAUGGACAUAAACUACUUAAAGAAUGCUGACAAAUUUUGUGUUCUGUUUGAUGAGAUUUGGGGCAAAAUGCAUAAAAGUUGUCUCUCAACUGAAAAAUGUAUUGUAAAUUUUGUUGUUACAUGAGAUACUGUAAUUAAGGUGACAAAGGGUCAUUUUUAGCUCGAUUUUAUGUAAAUAAACAUAUAUAUAUUUAUAUAUAUAUAUAUAUAUAGAGAGAGAGAGAGAGAGAGCUGUCCUGCGGGAUUGAGAGUCGAUGUCAGUGUACAUGUCAGCAUUAUCCCAUGGUUUAGUGUUUGCUCCACAUUUUCUCAGAAGCAAUUGAGACAUAACUAAAACUUGUUAAUGAUCAUUACCUACUCUUGUAGAGAUGAGUACAUAACUCUUGUCAGGGAUUAAAAAACAAUGUUUUGCCCCUUUUGUUGACUUAAGUUUGGAAGUUUGUUGUAUUACCACAAAAUCUUUCCACUUAAUCCUUUAAUGAAAUUAUAUAUGAACUUAAAACUCACUUCUAGGCAAAGUGAUAUAGCUACAUACAUGUUAUAAUCACAUGCUAAAAUAUUAGAUUGAUAAUCUUUUAUUUAAUUAUAUUUAUUGAUUAUAAGAUUUAAAUUACAAAAUUAAGCAUCUAACCAUGUGAAGUCUGUUUUAAUUCUGUUUAGUUUUCAAUUAUUAAAAAUAUGGCUUUCAGCAGAAAAUGUUUGUAUAACCCUCUAUGGUAAAGCCUUUUUCAGGUUGUCCAUUAUUUUUCACCUGUUCAUGUUUCAUUAUUUAAAUAGUUAAAGAGUUAUUUAUGUCAUUUAUUUAACCUAUAUCAUAUUUUUUGUAUGAUCAUAUUAUUUAUUUUUUGAUAUGAGUACAUGCAUAGUAAUUGUUGGAGGGAAAGUUUCAAUUUUUGAUUCGGGGAUAGUGUAUAUUCAAAUUUAUCAUAUAUGCCAGAGAUCUUCUGAGGAAGCAAUUUUGUGCCAUUGGCACUAACAAAAUGAAAAGGGCGCAGAAAAAUUGGAAGCAAAUGGCCAUUGGUGUGUCUAAAUCUGUGCGGAACUUGUAUCAGCACGAAAACAAAACCUAUUGAUUAGGUUAAUUUGUCAUCAAGUCAAAACUGGUACAAACAGCAACAGGUUUUAUACUGAUGUCACAAAUCGCUCUGUACAAUAACAUGGCCUCAAAUCAGUUGUGAGAAAAAUAAUAACAAUUUUUUUAUUCAAGCAGUGGCAUUAAAAUUACACUUAAUUGGAGAAACAAUUUUUUAACACUUCCUCUCUGUAAAUUUGUAAUUGAUAAGCUGAUAAAUGUUUCAAAUGUCAUGGAAUGAAAUGUGUAGUAAAUGUUUGUUGUCAUUUAAUUUAAAGCAUUCACAAUAUUAAAAUUUCUUUUGAGUCUUGUGCAUUUGUAAAUUGAAACAAAAAAAUCCAGUUUGUCACUGUUGUUGUAGUAUGUACUCAAAGUGCCAAUAAUUGAUAAGAGAACAUUUUUAAUAACGGUCCCACCAUUUACGGUUAUCAAUCACUGAUGAUUAGAAAAAUCGUUUUGGUCAAAGUUUAAUUAUUUUCCCAUGGCCCAUUCUUUGUACAAAAUUACCCAUCAUAUUUAGACCAAGCGGACCCAGGGCCCAGCACUUUUAAAUUCUCGGCAGAUCUCUGUAUAAUACCAGUUAGAUUACUGUAUAUAGUUCCAUUAUUGACAUGAAUCAGAACUUUAUUUAUUUAGGUUGAAAUUAGUCAUGCCAUAAAAAAUUAUUUUAUGUAUAUGCCGUUGACCCGUAUUUUCGGGGGUUUAAUGUUUUAAAUUAAAGCCACCGUUUUUAAAUUAAUAGUAAAUGGAAGACAAAAAACAUCAACAGUGAGUAAAAACUAUGACAAACAAAAAAGGAACCGUUUAAAAUACGAAAAUAAACUAUUUCAGUAAGAAAUACUAAUCUUUCUACUUUCACUAUCGGUAGUCUGUGUCGCUCGGAAGCUGUCUCAUAUUUUCGGGGAUUUUGAUUGGAUGGCCUCGUUUCGGUAAUUACGUUGCGCGCGCACAAAUUCUAUACUGCACUCAAUAUAUUUCGGGACAUUGGUUUAAGUUAGGUAUAAGUUCCGGUGAUGAAUUUUAAGGCGAAGAUACGUUUUUCGUUCUUUUUUGUUGCUGUGUAGUUGAAAAUAACGUAUAAAAAUGAGAAAAGAAAAAAUUAUAAUUGUAAUGACAUUGACAGAUUUAUAUUUAUGUGUUUAAUAUGUUUAGUACGAAUUCUUAUGGUAGUAAUUUAUUGAAAUAAGUGUUGGCGAAAACUUGAUGCUUUUUUGGAGAGUCCAAUCAAUCGCACGAGCUGUCAUUCACAACUGGACAUGACGCCACGAAAAUAUGAGAACCCCCGAAAAUAUGAGAACAAGGCAUAUAUUCAAGUACCUUUUUUAGGCAUGUAUGAGUAUUUGGUAUGUCAUGGCAUUUCGACAGACCAUCAUGACUGAGAAGUAAAGGUCUGUGACUUUGAACAAUGUGUCCAUAACCUCCGUUGGUUAAUGUUCUUUCACAGACUUUGUAUUGUUUCAUUUGAAGAAGCUAUCCAGCUAAUCUGCAUGAAUUAAUGCUUAGAAGGGUGUUUAAGAUCUUCCUGUGACAGUAACACUAGAAGUUGGCCAUAUGACAUUAAAUGUAUCAGUAUGAUUUAUAACCCAACCAGUCAGUGAUAUCAUGAUGUUUAGAAUUUAUGUUCAUAGUAAUCAUACUAUAAAGUAAUCAUACUAGAAAGGUUUUAAGCAAAAGAGAUUUUUUAUGAGCAUAUAAAUGAUAGGCCACACAUUAUUUCAGAAGUUACACUAUGUUGUUUGU
This is a messenger RNA of Ruditapes philippinarum (Manila clam), 3380 nucleotides long. RefSeq names its product protein FAM177A1-like. The annotation marks the transcript as partial. The transcript has 4 exons. NCBI's taxonomy places the organism in Eukaryota, Metazoa, Mollusca, Bivalvia, Venerida, Veneridae. The record is from RefSeq and is a predicted model, not a curated record.